AUGCUGAGGGAAAACCAGAGCCAUAUGCCUGAAUUCCUCCUUCUGGGACUGACCAGUGACCCCAAACAGCAGGGGUGGCUCUUUGCCAGCUUCCUAGCCACGUAUCUGGUCAAUGUGGCUGGUAACUCAGUCAUCAUUGCAGCCAUCCAGAGGGAUGCCCGCCUCCACACCCCCAUGUACUUCUUGCUUUCCAGUCUGUCCCUGGUGGACAUCUGCUUUACAAGUGCCAUUGUGCCAAGGAUGCUGGCAAACAUGCUGAGCAAAAGCAAGAAGGUCCCCUUUGCCCAAUGCCUCACACAGAUGUGUUUCUUUGUGGCCUUUGGGAUCACUGACAGCUUCCUCCUGGCUGUCAUGGCUGUUGACCGCUACACGGCCAUCUGCAACCCGCUGCUUUACAGCAUGACCAUGAGCCCCAGGCGCUAUCUCCUGCUGGUGAUGGUGUCCUGGGUGCUGUCCCAUCUCCACUCACUCACCCACAUGAUUCUCAUGGCCCGCCUCUCCUUCUGUGGGCCCAAUGUCAUCCAUCACUUCUUCUGUGAUGUCCAGCCACUGCUGACACUCUCCUGCUCGGACACCUCUAUCAAUGAGCUUUUGGCUUUCACAGAAGGCUCCUUUGUGAUCAUGAGUCCCUUCGCCUUGAUCAUUGUCUCUUAUAUUUUUAUCACCCAUGCUGUUCUGAGGGUCCGUUCUGAGAGAGGCAGGUACAAGGUCUUCUCCACCUGUCGGUCCUACCUCAUAGUUGUGGCACUAUUCUAUGGGACCAUAAUAUUUGUGUACAUUCACCCCUCAUCCACCUACUCAGUGACAAAGGACCAUGUGGUCACUGUCAUCUAUACAGUAGUUACCCCCAUGCUGAACCCUUUUAUCUAUAGUCUUAGGAACAAGGACAUGAAGCAGGCCUUGAAAAAGCUCCUCAGAAGGGUAGAAUAG
This is a messenger RNA of Canis lupus familiaris (dog), 930 nucleotides long. It is a transcript of the gene OR1AF1, whose product is annotated as olfactory receptor family 1 subfamily AF member 1. Gene Ontology annotation, cellular component: membrane. Gene Ontology annotation, biological process: G protein-coupled receptor signaling pathway. Gene Ontology annotation, molecular function: olfactory receptor activity; G protein-coupled receptor activity. The record is from RefSeq and is marked inferred. NCBI's taxonomy places the organism in Eukaryota, Metazoa, Chordata, Mammalia, Carnivora, Canidae.